GGCAGUGCAAGCCUCCUUGGCUCUCUUGCGCGUCUUGCCCAGGCUGCUUAUUUUACAUGCGCUACUAGUGGUCGGAUGGGUUGGUGGCCGCUCAGUGCCCACUGUGGCUGGCUAGGCGGGGACGGGGAGCUGGCGCUUUGAGGGUCCAGCUCAUGCGGAGGCCUUCAGCUCAGGAUGGAAUAAAAUGAGGGAGCGCGCACACGAGGCUUCGGACACUGCGUCUUUGUUUCUCUUCCUUCUUUCUUCCUUCUUGACUUUUCUGCAGCGGUUGCUCUGGUGGUGCUUAGAGUAAUCUCUCAGCGUAUUGGUCGAUUAGGGCCCAAUGAUGAUGAAGCGGCUCCCGGCGCUACCGCUCGUCUGGGCUACGCUCACGACUCUCCUCCUCCGCACAACUACCGCCUCUUCUUCCCCAUCAAUUGCGGCUCUUGCGCAGCGCGACGAUGACGACUCGAAGAACGCGUCCUCUGCCUUCGUGCACAGCACCGUGUACGGCAACAUUACCUUCGCGGUGAGCACGGUGACGCAGACGGGGGAUUUGUACUUUCAUCUCGAGGCGCCGGCGGAUAAUAGUUGGGUUGCGGUGGGGAGCGGGAAGGAGAUGAAGGGAAGUUUGAUGUGGGUUGUGUAUAAGAGCGAGGACGAGAAGGGCAUCACGCUCUCCCCACGCACCGCAACAGGCCACGUCGAACCCUCCUACGAACGCGACAUCCCCUGCAACUUGGACGAUACCGAAGGCGCCAGACCGACCGGCAUUGUCGACCGCAACGGCAAAUCCUACUUCAUCGUCAAUGCGCUCUGCCAUAACGUGAACAACCGCGCCAGCUUCAAGCGUUCGCUCGCCCGCAGAGAAGCCGACGACCUCGACAGCGACGGCAUACUCAAUUUCGACAACGACAAGCAGAACUUUAUAUUCGCAUGUGGCCCGACCGAUAGGCAUCUGCACGAUGAUAGCAAGGAAGUUGGCAUACGGAGGCACACGUUGUACGGCGGCUUCACGAUGGAUUUGAAGAGCGCAACGGUGGAGUCGUCGAUCGACGCGCAGAAGGCCCUGGCUGCUUUUGACACUGGCGCAUGGCAGAUGAAGAACGCGCAGCUUGUGAGUGGACCGGAGAAAGAUAGAGAUUGGUCGAGCGGUAUACACAGUCUGCUCAUGUGCGGCACUUUUGUGAUACUAUUCCCGAUCGGCGUCGUGUUCUUGCGGCUGCUAGAGAAGGUCAUGUGGCAUGCGAUUAUGCAGGGCAUUGGCGUGGUCUUCAUCGUAAUCGGUGUCGGGCUAGGUAUCUAUGUCGGACGCGAGUAUAACCAGUCCCGCACCGUCCGCUCAGCGCACCAAAUCCUCGGCCUCACCAUCGCCGCCCUGACCCUCCUCCAAUUCGGCCUCGGCCUCACUCACCACCUAAUCUACCGCCGCACGCAGAAGCCCACCCUCCUCGGCAAAAUCCACCUCUACCUCGGCCCCUGCGUCCUCGCCGGCGGCGCCUUGAACGGCUUCCUCGGGUUCCGCUUUUCCGGCGGCAGCUACCACAACAUCAUGUACGGCGCCAUCGUCGCCGUCAUAUUCAUUGUCCUCGCCGGGUUGCUCGUUUGGACUGCCAGGAGGAAGAAGACGAGGGGGAGGAGGAAGGCGGGAGGGGAGGCGUAUGAGGGUUUCGCGCAUAGGGGUGCGGAUACGGGGUAUGCGGGCCGGGAUCAUAUUCCGUUGAGGAGUGUGCCGUCUGAGGAGCCGCCGCCGUAUGAGGCUGCGAGGGGCGUGCAGCCUAGGAAUAUGGUGUAACGAGGGAUUUGGCGUCUUGUGCGGUUCAUACUUGGGUAAUUUGAGGGAUGGAAUGUGCGACAUCUAUCCGCAGCAAUCGGAAUCAAAUGAUCGUCAGCGAGUUGUGCCGGCUUCACCGCGUCCGAACGAGGCGGUUUGUGAUAGAGUAGCAGUAGCCUGCU
Messenger RNA from Trematosphaeria pertusa, 1935 nucleotides. RefSeq names its product iron reductase domain protein. The record is from RefSeq and is a predicted model, not a curated record. NCBI's taxonomy places the organism in Eukaryota, Fungi, Ascomycota, Dothideomycetes, Pleosporales, Trematosphaeriaceae. The coding region runs from base 323 to 1774 and encodes 483 amino acids. The transcript is spliced from 4 exons.